AUGAAUCUUCCUGAUGGUACGUUCUCCGUCUCAUCUGAGCGCUCUUACAUCCACAUACUAACUACUUUAGACGACAAGUAUGUCGAUGUUACCACAGCUUUUUUUCAGGCGGUCAAAACCAUGCAAAAUGGAACGGUGGUCGCCUCACCUUACUUUGACAUGCUAGACGGCGCCAGAGCCGUAGAAAUGGGAAACGUCAAGCUCGAUACAGGGCUCAUCGAAUUGGAUCAAGAUGAAGUCGCUUUCGACACUUGUCUGGGCCAAACUCUGGGCACAGUGGCUGCAAUAAUGAACUCGUUGGUGGUGCUGUACAUGAGCUGGCUCCAUGGCCUGUCACUACUGGUAACUGUGCUCAGUUCUCGCUAUGUGCUUGAUUUUUUGGAAAACUACAAGGCGUAUCCCGUAGUGGGAAGUGCUGGGUUUGUCAAUUGGCGGCUCCAUGGGCCCGAGUAUGUGCGUGGCCACGACUACGACCAGAAUCUUGUAAAUAUUCUUCUAAGAGGCUUUGUGGUGGGGCUUUGCAAACAUAUCGGCUUCUGCCGCACAGUGGGAAUCAGCGUGUUGUAUGAUGAGGAGGAUCUUACCACCCGAAGCAUGGAUUUUGACUUUUUGUCGCAGAUAACACCCGAGGCUGCGGUGAUGGAAAUUGAGAAGGCAGAAAAGUGGCUCUUGUCAACAGGAAAGUUGGCAGACGACAGCCUGCUUGACAUAUGUAUGAAAUUCUUGCACUUGGUUAAACAGUUGGUGCUUUUGGAGAAUCUUUUGCUUCUACUGCUUCCGCUUUUCGAAGCGAAUAAGGUGACGGUUCAGUGCUUACACGAAGGAUUGAAGGUCUUGCCAGAAUUGUCAAACUAUUCGUACGAAGAAUUGCCAAGGGGGUGUGUUUCCCGCUUCGUCCAAUUGGACUGCAACAACAAGCAUAUUCCAAACGCCAACUACGGCAUCCCCUCCGGUGAAGCAUAUGCCAACUUCGAGCAAUUCUUUUUGAGUAUUCAGACUUUUAUCAAUCAGCUAGCAUCGCUCAGAAACGUUAGACAGCUCGACACACUCAUUCGACACUCGAUUGCCCCCAAAAUGACCGCAGACUACAACGUGAUCUCAAGGGGACUUUUCCUGCUCUUUCUCAUCCGAGACGACAAGAGCAUUGCGGGACUGGAAGAGUCGGUUGGAAGCGUGUGUAUUCGGCUUAUGGACACGUUUUCACUCUGUGGAAACUCGCUUAUGAAACCAGAUGAAUGGACCAUUCAAGCAACAAGUGACCCAGAAAACACCAAAAGUUCCUGUCUCCGCAAGGUAGCACAGUUAUUGGAUGACGUGGAGGCGGCGGUAUUCCAGAAACUCAGCACAUGCGGCAAUAAUCGAUGCAGACAGCGCCAGCUCAACAACAGAAACAUCGUGGUGUGGGAUCUGCUUCAAUUCAACGCGGAGCAAAUAGAGUUAGAGCUCUUCAACUACGGUAUUGGCGACAGAAUUGCUCCUGGCGUGGAAGAGCCAAGUCUUGGAGUGUGCUCGUUCGUCUAUUUUGAAAAGAUCGACCUCAUGUUGGACGUUGUGCUCAGUGGAUUUGAACAGCAACUUUACAAAUCGUACGAGGCAGCGCAAAUGUUCUGGUUUGCUGGUUACUUGUCGCAACUGGCGUAUACGCAUGUUCUGACCCGCGUUCGUCAAACAAACAUGGGAAAACUUGCCUCAAUAGGCACAUUGUCGAAGAAGAUCAAAAGGGCCAAGGCGGGACCGAAAAAGGACGCCUUGAGAGCCAACCUCAAAAACUUAGAGGAGAAUGUAGCCCCACAGCUCCAUUCCAAUAUCACCUACAUUGACGAGUACUUGACUCCAUCGACCCAACUUUUGGCUGUCAUUUGCACCACCAUUGCUCAUGUGGUACAGCUUCUCCACAGCACAUCUAAGCAGCCCAAUACCGAUGCAGAUGCAUUAGUGGAGUCUGAAAGGCUUUACAAUUUGCGAAUGAAGCCUUGGUCAUCCGUAGGAGUUCCCGAGAUGCCAACGUACUCGCAAUUCAUCAAAAUCAGCGAAAAGUACAGAGUGGAUGCAAAGUCUCCACGGGCAGUUCUUCUUGCCAAUGAAUUGAAAGAAAGACUUGGAGGAGCCCUGCAAUUGUGCAACACCAUCCUUAAGAAGCUCGAGGGAGAAGAUGUGAAUGAGGUUGUCAGAAACGAGGUAAUCUACGCUGGAGGAGAGGCAGACAUCGUUGCAUACUACCGCGCUUUACAGAAAACAUGCGUGGCGUACCAGGUGGAAUUGGGACGACUUUUAAAGAUGUUGACGAGCGAAAAAUUGGCGAGCCAUAAAUUGGUUCAUCGAGUCGGAUAUCAUCGCUACUUUCCCAUUUAUUCACUUGGAGAGUAG
Molecule: messenger RNA, 2367 nt
Organism: Sungouiella intermedia
Lineage: Eukaryota; Fungi; Ascomycota; Pichiomycetes; Serinales; Metschnikowiaceae
Source: the annotation of a GenBank genome assembly